Molecule: messenger RNA, 933 nt
Organism: Erigeron canadensis
Lineage: Eukaryota; Viridiplantae; Streptophyta; Magnoliopsida; Asterales; Asteraceae
Exons: 5
Source: RefSeq, a predicted model, not a curated record
CUAUCUGCAUCACGAGGAUCAAACGAUGAAGAUAAUAGAGCCGUGGAGACGAUUCUUAGGCUUUAUGAAGCAAUUAAGAACAAGAAUCCUAAUGAAAUGUCGGAGAUCAUUGGACAAGAUUGUCAAUGUGUAUGCAGUUUCAUCUCCAUGUUCAAAAUCUUUAGCGGGAAAAAGCUAGUGAUAGAAUUCUUCUCUUCUCUAAUGAGUAACUUAGGAAAUAAGUUCGAGUUUGUGGUACAACCCACACUACAUGACGGAAUGACCGUCGGAGUUUCGUGGAAAAUAGAAUGUUGCAAGACUCAUCAACCAAUUGGAAAAGGUUUUAGUUUCUAUAUGUGUCAUAUCUACCAAGGGAAGGUGCUUAUAAGGAACGUUGAGAUGUUUUUGGAGCCAUUUUCAUAUAUUGAACCCACUCGUUUGAAAAUGAUGGGACUUGUAGCAGGCAUUGUGGGACAAAUGGCUUCCCAGACAAUACUCAAAGGCGAAAAGAAAAGAGCUGCAUACGUUUUGUGGAGCCUAUUCACACUCGGAUUGCUAUUCACCGUUGUAAGGCUUUAUCGAUCUGCCACUCUUUGUAAACCAUAGAAUCACAUUUUCCAUACGAGAGAUUUCACUACAAACUGUCUCGAUCUUUACAGCAGUAUAUUUCUUUGUGUCUGUUUGUAACACCCCAAUUAAGAAGAGAUAAUCGGAUGUCACAAAAAAAGCACAACAUGACAUGAAAUUACAUAGAUAUUACUAUAUGAACAAAAAAAAAACACAAUUAAAUUAAAUGUACCUAGUACUUUAUUACAUAAUUUCUUUCAAGACAUCCAGGCUUUUUAGCCAAAGUCUCUCUAAUGGAAGAUGCUCUAACCUCCUUAUCCAAUCUGUAAGCUCUAGCAGCCUCAACCUUAGAUAUGUCAACACGAAGUUGGUGGGUUCGUAAGUUGU